This is a messenger RNA of Penicillium cosmopolitanum, 1503 nucleotides long. RefSeq names its product DUF1593 domain-containing protein. The coding region runs from base 1 to 1503 and encodes 500 amino acids. The transcript is spliced from 2 exons. The record is from RefSeq and is a predicted model, not a curated record. Gene Ontology annotation, molecular function: hydrolase activity, hydrolyzing N-glycosyl compounds. NCBI's taxonomy places the organism in Eukaryota, Fungi, Ascomycota, Eurotiomycetes, Eurotiales, Aspergillaceae.
AUGACAAAACUUCUAGCACUCACCUUGCUUUGGACACUGGCUGCCCAGGCUCUGGCCAAAGCAGCUGUAAACACCAGCUCUUUCUUGCCAAUCCCCGAUAAGCCUCGGGUGUUUAUUCUUUCAGAUAUCUCAAAUGAGCCCGAUGAUCAAGAAUCAUUGACUCGGUACCUGCUCUAUGCCAAUCAGUUCCAGACAGAGGGAAUUUGCGCCGUAACUUCGACAUGGUUGACCGACGAAGUCCACCCGGAGGCAAUGCUAUCGGUUAUGAAUGCGUAUGGAAAUGUCACGGAUAAUCUCAACCGACACGCUCCUCCGGACUCCCCGUAUCCAUCGGGUGAUCAUAUUCGAAGUCUGUUACGCAAAGGUGCCGCAACAUACGGAAUGAAAGCAGUCGGAAAGGACAUUCCUCUCAGUGACGGAGGCAAGCUUCUACUCGAGCGCCUUCAAGUCGAAUCUGAUCAGCCUUUGUGGGUCCUGGCCUGGGGAGGUACGAAUGUUCUUGCUCAAGUUCUGUACAAAAUUCACGAAACACACUCCGAGUCUGAUGCAGCCUCCCUACGAGCCAAACUUCGCGUAUACGCCGUCUCCGAUCAAGAUGAUACAGGAGCCUGGAUGCGCCAACAAUACCCGGACAUUUUUUACAUUUCCUCAACCCAUGGCUGGAACCAGUACGGCCUGGCGGCAUGGAUCGGUAUUUCAGGCGAAAAUUAUUACGGUAUAGAUGAAGGUGGGCCAGACUUCUCCAGAGUCACUCACAAAUGGCUCCGCGACAAUAUCCAAGUUGGUCCGUAUGGCAAAACCGCGUACCCAGAGUAUCAGUUCAUCAUGGAGGGAGACACCCCGACUUUCUUGUACCUCAUCCAAAACGGGCUCGGAUUCCCCGAGAAUCCAGACUAUGGGUCUUGGGGAGGUCGCUAUCAAAAAGUCAACCCUUCCACUGUUUUAAACUUUAAUCAUUACAGUGAUGCGGCGGACCGAGUGCUGGGCCAGAAUAACGAGACCUAUACAUCCAGCCAAGCUACCAUCUGGAGGUGGCGCGAUGCUUUUCAAAAUGACUUCGCGGCGCGUAUGCAGUGGUCUCUACCUGCUAACAUUAGUCGGGCAAACCACCACCCGGUUAUCUCGAUCAACGGGAGUGCGGCGCUGACACCAUUGAAUCUGACUGUCGAGGCUGGGUCUACUGUCACAUUGAAUGCAGCGAGAACCGCAGAUCCAGAUGGGGAUCACCUUACCUUCCGCUGGUUUCAGUACAAGGAGCCCGGAACUAAUGACUGGAACGUUGCUGGUAAGGUUCCAGCAUUGAAUGUUAGUAUUGCCCAGGGCGGCAGACUCGCACAAGUCCAGGUCCCUACCGAGAAGGAGAGUUGCAAUGCUGAAGGUAUCAACCCGUCUGGAUGCUGGCUACUCCAUCUGAUACUUGAGGUUACGGAUAAUGGAUAUCAUCCGCUGACGAGUUACCGGCGCAUCUUGUUGCAAACAACGAACUUGACAGCCACAAUGUGA